GGGGUUCCCCCCCCCCCCCCGCCCCGGCCGCUUUUUUGAGGAAAAUCUCGGCGAUUUUGGGGCUUCUCGAACCGUCCCCACCUCCAAGAGGCGUCGGGGGGAGACCGGAGCCCCCCCCCGGAGCUGCAGCAGCCGGGGGGGGGCGGCCCGGGCUCCCCCAGCGCCCGCCGGGCCCGGAGCUGGAGCCGCCGUUUUGUUUUUACCAUGCCAGCUCCUCGGCCCCGCCCCGGGAGCCUCCGGGACCCCGAAAUCUCCGAAUUGUUCCUCAAGGAAGAUCCUGAAAAAAUUUUUGGGGAUUUGCAGGAGAUUGGACACGGAAGUUUUGGGGCUGUGUUCAGCGCUCGUGACCUUCGCUCCCAGGAGCUCGUGGCCAUCAAGAAAAUGUCCUACAGAGGCCGGGCCUCCAACGAGAAGUGGCAGGACAUCGUCAGGGAGGUGAAGGUGCUGCAGAGGAUCCGGCACCGCAACGCUGUGGGGUUCAGGGGGUGCUACCUGAGGGACAACACGGCCUGGCUGGCCAUGGAAUUCUGUGUGGGAUCAGCCCUGGACCUGCUGCAAGGGCAGCAGGAGCCGCUGCGGGAGGAGCAAAUCGGGGCCAUCAUUGAGGGGGCCCUGCAGGGGCUGAGCUACCUGCACGGCCUGGGGGUCAUCCACAGGGACAUCAAGGCCUCCAACAUCCUGCUGGGCUCCCCGGGUCAGGUCAAGCUCGGCGACUUCGGCUCGGCCGCCGUGGCCACCCCGGCCAAGAGCCUGGUGGGGACGCCAUAUUGGAUGGCCCCCGAGGUGAUCCUGGCCAUGGACGAGGGGCGCUACGACGGCAGAGCCGACGUCUGGUCCCUGGGGAUCACCUGCAUCGAGCUGGGUGAUGAUUGA
Molecule: messenger RNA, 873 nt
Organism: Catharus ustulatus (Swainson's thrush)
Lineage: Eukaryota; Metazoa; Chordata; Aves; Passeriformes; Turdidae
Product: serine/threonine-protein kinase TAO1-like
Exons: 8
Coding region: 205-873 (222 amino acids)
Biological process (GO): protein phosphorylation
Molecular function (GO): protein kinase activity; ATP binding
Source: RefSeq, a predicted model, not a curated record